AUGUAUUUGAACAGUCGUUUCCACGGCUGGCUCUUCUGGAUGAGGCAGAUCGGUUGGAUGCACUACGACUGGUACGGUGGGAUUCCUCGUCUACUUCGUGACGCAGAGGUUGACGAUCUGAAUGACCCAGCCUGUGACAGGAAUGUUCAUACCAAAACGCUCGUCAGAACAAAACAGGAAGACUUUAGGACACUUGUACAGUCCACUGAUCCCGAGCUUGGUGCUCUACGGGGAUAUGUCUUUGAGCAGGAAGUUGUCUGGCUAGUGCUAGAGAGCAAUUUCGCUGCCGUCACCCUGGAAUGUGCUCGUUGUCCACUACCUGUUCCUUCCUUGUGGAACUGUCAAUCUUGCGAAGGAGAGACAAUCCAUGAAAGUAUAGGCACUGGCCGUCUUAGGCUAAGGUAUUACAACGGUGAUUUGAAAACUGCGCUCCUGGCUGCAGGUCGCAAUGCUAAAGACUUUGUGUGGAGGCCAAUAAAUAAAAGCAACGCUGCUUUCGAUUUUGCAAUCCCCCCUCGGGUUCUUGGCCAAGCCACAGUUGCCAGCGAGCACCCGGUGCCACGGGAGGCCGUGGAGGAAGGUGUGGCUGCUCUGGACGCAUGGAACAACGAGUACAACAAGGACCUCAUGGAUCCCCGGCAGCGGGAGUAUAUCUUGGCGUUCUACUUAGCUCGAGGCAACUUCGAACGUUUCGGGUACCAGAGCUACCGGGACAAGCAUCGGCAUGUUUGCAACAAAGCCGUAAAAGGAAUUAUCCAAGUCAAGAUUUUGAUCGAAACCUACGAGUUGCUUCAGUUAGCACAUCCAGUUGCGGGCUCCGUGGAUAAAUUGAUCGACCUUGAGUACCAGGAGCAGUAUGACCUCCAUAAAAUGACGGUUCGGGAACUCAAGGAUUUGGCGAAGUCUUGGGGUCUUAAAGGCUAUUCCUCCCUCAAGAAGGAUGCAUUGGUCGAGGCAUUAAAUGCUUGGGAGGAGCCACAAGUGCUUGAAAGCCGAGAGUACGAGAGCAAGUCGUACCAAGAAAUGUAUGGAGAUAGAGUUGUCGUUUGAUGAAACCUGAAUCUUAAGAAUGUUUGGCUUAUCCUUUCAGCCAUUGUC
This is a messenger RNA of Selaginella moellendorffii, 1098 nucleotides long. RefSeq lists its product as uncharacterized. Gene Ontology annotation, biological process: DNA-templated transcription termination. The transcript is spliced from 6 exons. Bases 1 to 1050 code for a protein of 349 amino acids. NCBI's taxonomy places the organism in Eukaryota, Viridiplantae, Streptophyta, Lycopodiopsida, Selaginellales, Selaginellaceae. The record is from RefSeq and is a predicted model, not a curated record.